AUGGCGACGAGAGUGCAGAUGCAACAGAGUAAUAACCCGACGGACUAUCGCAUGUACCAGGCCCCGUCGCGCAGACCCGUUGGGGGCAACCCUCACCACGCCGGACUGCAAUUUCAGCAACCGUCGUCUGAGACUUCCUUUCCUUCACAACGAGUUCCCCCGAACUUCAAUCACUUCCAAUCCCACACACGCACUCGUACAACCUCAUCGACUGUCUUGCCAUACAUCGGUAAUCCUCAACAUCCCCACCACCACCAUCAUCAACACAUUUUACACCGUCAGCCGCUACCGAAACCGCAACAGCAACACCCUGCUGCGUCUUCCGCGGGGCCUGUCCCCACACGUAGUUCCUCGAAUGCUACAACCUCAACAUCCUCGACCACCGGCAACCAACGAGCAACCCAAACAAUGUCUACCAUCUCUUCCUCCGACAUCCACCGCAGCGCUUCAUCACGCUCAUCCACCCCACUAAGUUAUGUUGCUCUCAUGAGGCGGCAAAAGGGCACCGUAUGGUGCGACCGCGCCCAACCUGAAGACCCGCGUUUACAAGCCCAGAAACGAGCAGCGAAGCAACGGGCCUAUUUGGAAUUGCAUGGUCAUUCAGGACGCUCCAGCACUCUCCCCGGUGGGAAAAUUCGUCAUAGCGGCAAAACGGCGCCUAGUUAUUCGCCUUCGACGCUGGUUGGUGCCACUGUUCCUCUAAGGCUGAGUGCGAAUGAGAUUGGCGACGACGAUGGAGAUGAUCAUUCCAGUGAGGGGGCGCCAUAUCAUCGUCGGACGGGGAGUGCUAGGAGUUCUCUGGGGAGCAUGCAUCGAUAUCCCAGUGGUUAUCAACGUCCGCAGGGCAAGACGCCUCCGAAUGAACAAGCCAAUAUCCCCGAAGUCGCUGAACAUAAUGCAGCGGCAGCUCACCAAGACCAAAUUCCCCAAGGCAACAUCAAUACUGCUUCAUCGUCGCCAUCGCAAAUCGAUACACCGACAGAAGAGUACGACUCGCAUGGCGAACACGAUUUCGGAAACCUGGGUGAAAUGAACGCUCCAGCUGCUGCCAAUAUUACCAUGAACAAGGUCAAGAAGGCUGAUGAUCUCCGACGACGUGGCAGUGUCGACGAUCGCACUACAAGUCUUACGGGGGUGAGGUUGUUCGUCGCCAACCCGGAUGCCGACGACUAG
Messenger RNA from Talaromyces marneffei, 1173 nucleotides. RefSeq lists its product as uncharacterized. The record is from RefSeq and is a predicted model, not a curated record. The coding region runs from base 1 to 1173 and encodes 390 amino acids. Lineage: Eukaryota; Fungi; Ascomycota; Eurotiomycetes; Eurotiales; Trichocomaceae. The transcript has a single exon.